Messenger RNA from Auanema sp. JU1783, 1425 nucleotides. The record is from the annotation of a GenBank genome assembly. NCBI's taxonomy places the organism in Eukaryota, Metazoa, Nematoda, Chromadorea, Rhabditida, Rhabditidae.
AUGCUUAAAUUCUUAACUUUUUUUGCUUUUGUUCAAAUCGUGCUAUCUACUGCUCCUGGGACCAAUGGAGACAUUUCGAAUCCCGUUAUUAAAAAGGAUUUAGAAAAUGAAGCAAAAAUUUAUCUCUCUCGUUUUGGUUAUUUAGCUCCUAAGAAAGAUGAGAAAGGAGAGUAUGCUGAACCAUCAACUGAAGAUAUGGAGGAAGGCUUAAAAAAGUUUCAAAAAUCUUUUCUGUUCUAUUCGUCAGGAAUGAUUGAUGUACCAACUCAAGCGAAGUUCUCCGAGUAUCGAUGUGCAAAUCGAGAUAUGUUCAAGGGCAAUCGGUUGAAAAAUCUUCCAAAAUCGGAGCUAUGGAACAAGAAAGUUCUUCUCUGGAAUAUAACUUCAUAUCCAUCAGCAUUAAGUCAAGCAGACACAAGAGAAGCUUGUGAAGAAGCUUUUGAAAAAUGGCAUAAAGUUACAGGCAUCAAGUUCAUUCAAGUUGUUGACUCCAAAAGUGCUGACAUUGUCAUAAGUUUCCAAGAAAUACCUGAUUCAUUCAUGAAUGUAGCAGCAGCUGCUUCAAAACCUAAAGAUGGAUUGAUCAUGUUUGAUAAGAACCGACUUUGGGGAUAUAGAAAACAUAUUCCGACAGGAAUUUCAUUGUUCCACUCACUUCUGCAUGAGAUUGGACAUUCAUUAGGACUUCAUCAUUCAUUCUACAGAGGAUCGAUCAUGUUUCCUAUUUUCAAACCAGCUCUUGUUCCUUUUGGAACUCUUGAUGACGUUCCCACCAUAGAUCGUAUCAAGUAUCGUCAUCUAUAUGGAGUAUCUCAGGAUAUCGACAACGAAAUAUCUCCUGUUGAUACCAAAACGACAAAAUGCAUUUCUUUAGCUGAUUCAGUUUCAGCUGUUUCACCAUCUGAAUGGUUACUCUUCAGAGGCAGUAAGGUUUAUAACAUCAAUGAGAAGAAAUUAGAUGUGAAAGGACGAAAUAUUCAAGAUGUAUUCCCAAAGGGACCCGAGUUUGUGAACGCCACGGUUUCUACCAACGGGCUUUUCUUCAUUUUCACAGAGCGCACCAUCUAUGGAUAUGAGUUUGACGGUGUUACAUUUACAGAGGCAAGAGAUUUCCCAAGAGAGCUACAUGAACGCGUUCUCUUCUAUCCUCAGGGAGCUUUCCCAAUGAACAAUGGUAGCGUAAUACUUAUGUCUGGAAAUGUGUUUGCAACAUAUGAUGUUAUGGAGAAUGCUCCAUCAUUCUUGAAUGAUAAAAACCGCUUUUUCCCUCAUCUACCGGAAGACUUGAGAUCUGGAAUUCCAAAAGACAGUAGCUUUGCUUCCUACUGGAUGUUUGAUGAAUCCACUGUCACUCACUAUGAUAUGAUUGAAAAACAAUCGACACAGGUUGAAUCUCUUCCUGAAUUUUUCAAAUGUUCUGAAUAA